GAUAUAUACGUGUGAGAGGAGAGGAAAGGUGGCAAAGGAUUUGAUAGACGGAGAAAUAGAAAGAAAAAAGAGGGGAGAGAAAGAGAAAAGGAGAAAAAAAAGAAAGAAAGACAGAGAGAAAGAGAGAGAAAGAAAGAAAGAGAGAGAGGGAGAAAGUGACAGACAGAGAGAAAGAGAAUCAAGAAUCGAAAAGACUCGAAAGUAUCAUUUGACCUGGAGAACUGAAAAAGCACUGUUAAUGUUCGAUGCUAGCGUGCUGCAACCCUACUAACUCUAGCACUAAUGUAUACAGUACCGAGUGGUACUGAGCGAACAUGCGAUUACACCCGAGGUAGGGAGACUAAAGGAUUGUUCAGACUGGCUGAAGAUCUUGUUGCCACACACACCAUGAUUUAUUCUUUCUAUGUAUUCCCACGGAGAUACUCCCACUAAACUGGUAAAACGGGUACGUCAUAAGAAUACGCGGAAAGAAUAAGCUGCGGCGCGGCGUGACGAAACAUGACCAAUAGCGUUUUCGAUCAGUCUGAAUGGACCUUAAGGUGGACGUGUUGAAACAACCAGCGAUGGAAGGAGAACCUCGAAUAGGCGACGCAUCUACGCGAAUAACCCCGGCUCAAUCGAUCUUCCUAUUAUUGUGGCAAAAUUUUGCCACACACUCCGUAACGAUCGUAUGUGACACAUUUCACAGUGUACUUCGCGCGCGCCUGUUGACCAAUAUUUUUUUUAUAAUAAACUUAUUAUUUAUAUACUUUAUCACUCGCGUACACGCAAAAAUAAAUGCUAUGGAGGUCACGUCACUUAAGUAUACCAAAAGUAUACCAAUACUUUUAAUUGCCAACGAAAUUUCUUCAGGGAAGAAUUCAAUCGAUAAUUGAGAAGAAUCUUGAAAAACGCCGAAGUAAAUGAGCGAGAAAUAAAAUAGAAUUGGUAACUUUCAGGUAGAAAACAGAGUUGUAAAUGUUGGUUACUUAGUGAUGUUGUGAAGUACACAUGUAGCAGAAUCUAAUAUCCAUGGAACAUCCGACUCUUAGUAGGAAACUGGGAGAAAAAUUGUUCUAAAAAAGUUGUCACGAAUAUAUAGGUUAAAUAGAUAAGGCUGCGGAUAAUACGAACAGCUUCACGUUCAAAUGGAGAGUAAAGUGAUGGUUUGGAGCACGUUGAGUGGAUAAUGUUCAUCUUCCUGUGACAUGCUCAACGUCACGAAACUGUCACACGUAGUCAUCAUCUCAUGUAUUUGCGUGUUGUGUGUUUGAAUAAAAUAAUGCAAAUACCGCGGAUUUUUCUGUCGCCGACCUCCGUCUUGUAUACUUCCGAUAUGUAGAUAAAUCGCAAAACAAACCCCGAGUGAUAUUGCGAGCAAUAUUUUACCUUCAUUGCGUUGUCGCUGAUUGUAACGCACCAUAUUUAUGGCCGCGAUAGUAUAGAGAUGCGAAUUGAUAUUAAAUACAGAGUAUAUAAUUUUUCGUUAUAGCUGGUAUUAACGUAAUUAGCGUUUUAACGGCCGACAUGUUGACAUACUUUUCGCUCUUAUAAACCCGUGCUGUAUUACAAGCGCCGCUUCAAGGAGUAGCUCACUCGUAAUAGUCGGGAUCGUCGAUAGAGCGAAAAAAGCAAAUAUAUUUUCUUGGUGAGUAAAUUUGAUUGCAACGCCGCGAUCGACUAUUGCAAUAACGACUCUUACGAACAACGGCUCAAGGCUGUGAAAUAUAUAUUUUCUAAGAACCUGCUCUCUUAUAAGAGUUUUUUUAAAAGACUCUUCAGCACAUGAAUAUACGAAUUUUACUUCGCAUGUUCCGCUUAAGAUAUAUCAUAAACAAAUAAUCCUGAGGGUUGUCUUACAUCCCGAAUAGGACAAAUUGGCUAGCUGUUGGCCGAAUGUCGGUUAGCCAACAAAUUGCUGCCCGGGAUAUAUCGGUCGAUAGAGGGUGGACAAAUAUAGAUAUGCAUAUGGUUAUCGGAAAGAUAAACAAGGAAGGUAUCGUAUGAGUAAACAUUGAGGUGCUCAAUAGCUGCCAAUAUUUUACAUGACUGCAAUGAUUAUCUAAAUAUUGAGAUAAAUAUCGAUACAAAUCAAUUUACGUUGCCAACUUCGUAUUGAACAUAUUUCGUAAAGAUCCGGUGCAAAGUCUAUAACCCCUUCGGCAGGAUUUAAUUUGUUGAUACAAUUUUACGUUUUUACGUUCGCACAUUUCCGAUCUAUCCGAAUACAAUGAAACAUUUGGUAAGAGUAGUUUGCGAAUAAGUUGUAUACAUAUGUCAGAGGGUAAAGUACAAAAAAACUGCGACUAAUGUAUGCGGUUAUGUCAAUAUACAACGCACAGUUGAUUUCGCGGAUAAAAUAUAAAUUGUACUACUCAAUUUUCACUAGUGCAGUUAGUGUGAGAUGAAAAAUAUUUGGUUCAUGUUAAUUUUAUAUUACGGAGGUAGUUUAUCUCCUAAAUUUAUGAUAACCAGCUACUACAAAAGACGGUUAGUCGUAGGAUGUGGAUUCUGUUGCAAUCAUUUGAUUCUUUCGAUGCUGUAUGACCUAUAUGAAGAAACACAGUUUACAAUGCAUAUAAGACUGCAUAUAUUGCAAAUAUUAUUGAUUUUAUGCAUUUUCCAAAACGAAUGUAUUGCGAUCAAAUGUUAUCAGUGUAGUAGCAAAAAGAACCAGGAUUGCACCCUUAACAAAGUACACUUUAAAUACCUGAAAACGUGUCCAUCGGGUCAUCCCUAUUGUCGCAAAACCGUUUAUGUGUAUUACUUUAUGGAUUCGCACAACAACCUAACCAUGCGCGAAUGCGCGAAAUCACGCAAUAGCCAAAAUGAAUGUUAUCGAGGACGCUACAGUCGAGAUAGUUAUCAACUUGUUUGCGAAUGCGUGGGAUACGGCUGCAAUCGAUCACAACGAUGCUCAUCCAGCCUCUACUUUCUGUGUACGCUCUUCGUGAUUGUUGAUUACUAUAUUGCCAGGCGAUGAUCGGUCAAUGAAGAGAGCGACGCAAAUUUUCUAAAGCGUUUCCAAGUGGCCACAUCACUGUUAUGCGAGUUACAUCAUCUUUUUUAUGCGUGCAUGCGCUAUGCGUACUUUGUAUAAUACUUUGUAUAAUACACUUGUAAUGUGGGCAAUAUGCGUGUGAAACUUAACUCGCAAUUCUUGUACAGUAUUCCUCUGCGAAGAGACACGUGCAGAAAUAUGCGUGAGAUAUAUUAGGAUGCGGUUAAUCGUUUAAUCUAUUAUAAAUACAGAAAUAUAAAAUAAGUAUAGUCAAAAUAGCGGAUGUAUUGAAAAACUCAUUCAU
Messenger RNA from Dinoponera quadriceps, 3284 nucleotides. RefSeq lists its product as uncharacterized. Lineage: Eukaryota; Metazoa; Arthropoda; Insecta; Hymenoptera; Formicidae. The record is from RefSeq and is a predicted model, not a curated record. Gene Ontology annotation, biological process: sleep; regulation of synaptic transmission, cholinergic; positive regulation of voltage-gated potassium channel activity. Bases 2384 to 2962 code for a protein of 192 amino acids. The transcript is spliced from 3 exons.